UAGUGGCGAGGGGCCAUGCGGCGGGCGCGGGGCGCUCUGCCGGCCCAGCUGCCGGCGGCGGAGGCGGAGGAGGGGCUGCGGCGCCUGGCGCGGUUCCUGGCGCGCGCGUUGCCGCUGUGCCGCGCCCACACGACGGAGUUCUACGCGCGCGGGCUGUGGGAGCAGCUGGUGGCGGCGCGCCCCGAGGUUGUGCUGCAGGCGCUGCGGCGCCCCCUGCCGGAGGCCUCCGGCGCCGCGGCCGUGCGGUGGGAUGACAACACAUUUUCUGACGUGUUUUGUGAAAACUCCAAGAAACUUAUCAAUGUACACUUAUUUGCCCUCGCUGCCAAGCAUUAUUCUUUGCCUAACCUUGGAGUGUGUACCCCAUUAGAAGAGAUACUUGAAGCGCUGAGAGGAGACAGCCAAGAAGCAAGUGGUAUCAAAACUGAUGAGUUUAUGAAUAAUAAGAAAUCGCAUGAAGUGCAAGCAAUGUCAGAGCUGGUAGACAAAAUAGCAAAGUACUGUGGUUUAAAGCAGGUGAUUGAUAUAGGUUCUGGAAAGGGCUACCUGAGUUCAUUUUUGUCUAUGCAAUAUAACUUGAAAGUUUAUGGAAUCGAUUCAUCGAAAACCAAUACUAACGGCGCUCAUGAAAGGAACAGGAAAUUGAAGAAACACUGGAAAACUUAUCAGAGUCGAGCAAGAGUCAAUUCUGAGACCCAGAGGUUGGAAAAGCCAAUAAAAAAUGAAGUUAAAUGUAAAGCUAUCAAUGAAAAGCCCUUAAGUAAUAACAGCAGUCUUCAAAGUGAAGACCAAGGGACUACCCAAGACUUAGUUCCUUCUUGUGUUUUCACAGAAGCAGCUGUAUCUGAGACCAGCAAACAAACUGAGAUCAAUUUGGCUCAGGCACAGUCUGAUGAGAGCAAGCUUUCCGAAGAGGCUCUUGCUAUUCUCAGUGUUCUGCCUGCUGAUGCUGUAGAAUUUUUUUCUUCAUCCCACUGUAACUAUGGGGAAGUCCGUGAAGAGGAAAGAGCACGAAGAAAAAUGGCAUUUAUGAAGGCAAAAGAGAGCAAGUCAAGUGAAUCAAGCCUUUAUUUUCCAUUGACCUCCUACAUCAGCGCAGAAACAGAACUCAGUGACAUCAUAACAGAUUUAGAGGACUGUAUAAUGGUUGGUCUGCAUACAUGUGGUGACCUUGCUGCAAACACACUACGGAUUUUUACUGCCAAGCCUGAAAUCAAAGCAGUUUGCAGUGUAGGCUGCUGCUACCAUCUGUUGACAGAACAGUAUGAAAACCAAGAAGAUUGCACAGAGGAAGUGUGGGGAUUUCCCAUGUGUCAGUACUUGAAGGACGAGGGCUGGUGCUGCGGUCGCAAUGCUAGAAUGUCAGCGUGCUUGGCUUUGGAGCGAGUUGCAGUUGGCCAAAUGCUGCCUACAGAGUCGUUGUUUUAUCGAGCUGUUCUUCAGGUUAUUAUAGAAGAAAUUUAUGGUGUCACCAAAAGUGAUCGACAUGUAGGAAAAAUUUUCUCCAAAUCAUCCUCCUUCUUAGAUUAUGUCAGGAAGUCUCUGAAAAAACUGGAACUGGAUGAUUCAAAGCUCCCAGACAGCUGUAUAAUGGAUUACUAUGAAAAAUACAAGCACAGAAUGAAUGAGCUUGAAGCAUUUAAUAUGCUAAAGGUUGUGCUAGCUCCCUGCAUAGAAGUUUUGAUACUUCUGGAUCGUCUUUGCUACCUCAAGGAGCAGAACAACAUUGCCUGGUCAGGACUUGUGAAGUUAUUUGAUCCCGUGAAAUCCCCCAGAUGCUGUGCAGUUAUUGCUCUGAAGAAACAGUCGUGUCUUUAAGUGGAAGCAAACUGCAGAUGGGUUGAAAGCGCUGAACUGAUACUGCUGUUUCCUCAUUGUUCUUUUUAAUUGAUUCCUCAAGUAUACUGAUACAUUUGGCAACUAUUUACUUUUCAGAUGCAAAAAUAAUAAAUGCAAUGCCUCUGUGAAUUGUAAGAAAUAAAUUGUGAUCUGUACCUCUUUUAUAAACAGCACUGCUUCCUCAUGUCAGUUAUUAAGUAAUGCAGGACAUAUGAUUUUCUUAUAAAAGUUAUGACCUGUAUUAUGUGAUUAACAUUUUAAAAUAAUUUUUAUGUUUCAUCUUUUUAAGGCACUAUUCUUAUCUAUCAAUGUCCUUCCUCUUGGUAUUUUUAAUUUCAAGAUUAUUCUUCCAUAGAAAUUUUCUAUUUUUGCAAUGGAUGACAUCAACAAUCUUAGGCAAGCCUGGCUUUUUUCUUUUCUGGAUUCAGACCACACAUAGUUUAAACAGAAAAUUAAUCUCUGUUAUAGACAAGAAGUGUGUAGACUAAGUAAGUCUUUGUACUUUCCUGCUCUGCAAGUGAACUAAGGCAGCUUACUGUAGAGCAACCUGAAGAGUCUAGAACCUUCUAAGACUAAAUACUAAAUACCCACAACAGGGGGUUUUAUAUUAAUCUCUUCUUCCUUCAGGCGUGUUCCUGACAUGUCUUACUUGCCAGUGACUCUGAAAGAAACAACUGAGUGUGAUGUAAUCCAUUGUAUUCCAAUAUUAAAUAAUCAGCUGCCCUGCUGCAUUUCAUUCUAAUCCUUGGGUUUUAUGAGUAAGCUAUUAUCUGGCCCAAAUGUGUUAGGUAUAAGCAUAAAAAUUUUGGUGCCUAAAUUAGUUGAAACUUUCUAGUUAGUUUCUGCUUAGCCAUACCUACUUUAUGAGUGAGAAAUUUAUUUGUUGAUGUGCUCAUCUCAGUCUCAUCUCCUUAAGCCUGCAGAUAUACUAUCAAUUAAAAAAAGACAAAAGUUUCUAUUCUAACUCCUAGUGCUUUUAUUAGAACUUUCCAGUGAAUAUAAAAAAUAAUUAAUUACAGGGAGUAUUAAAAAAGGCCAACCAAUAAAUAAUAGAAUUCAACAUUAAAAAAUAAAACCAGAGAAUGCAACUUUGGUGGGCAGCAAAUAAGAGUAACAGAAAAUAUUUUUAUAUUAAUUAUAUAGUGAUAUAGUAAUAGAUUUGGGAAUCAAACUGAGAUUCCAAUCUAGGGAACAUUAAAUCUUAUUCUGUUUCAGUCUGCAAAAUAUAAUGUGAGCUUUUGAGCAUGGCCAUUCAAGAAAAGGGAAGUAGGGUGUUUUUCUAACAUGUCACAUCUCUUUUCAUGGAUUCACUCGGAAGAAAUAAAUGGUUUUAGUAGUGUAAGUAAUUUCACUGCUGUCUGUUUUAGGACUUUCAGUCCUUACUAGCUCAGUGGAUCUGCUGAAUGUGGUGCUGAAUGUCCUAGUAAUGGAGGACACUGAGAAGAUGCAGUCACUGAACACCUUCUUUGCUUCAGUCUUUACUGCUACAACUGCCCCUCAGAAAUUCCAGACCCUGGAUACAAGAGUUGAGUCUAGAGAAAGGAAGACUUCCCUUGGUCAAGUAGUAUCUGAUCAGAGAUCGUCUAGGCAAACUUUACCACAGAUCCAUGAGGCCCAAUGGGAUGCACCCAUGAGGGCUGAGGUAACUGGCAGAAGUGACUGCCAAGCCACUUUCUAUCAUCUUUGAAAGGCCACGGAGAAUAGGAGAAGUUUCUGAGAACUGGAGGAAAGCCAGUGUCACUCCGCUCUUCAGAAAGGGCAAGAAGAAAAGUCUAGGCAACUACAGGCUAGUCAGACUCACUUUCAUCCCUGAGAAAGUGAUAGAGCAGCUUAUUCUGGAUGCCAUCUCCAAGCAAGUGGAAGAAAAGAUUAUCAGGAGUAGUCAGCAUGGAUUCAUCAAAGGAAAAUCAUGUUUGAACAAUACGGUAACCUAUGAUGUCAUGACUGGCUGGGUAGAUGAGGGGUGAGCAGUGGAUGUUGUGUACCUUGACUUCAGCAUGGCUUUUGACACUGUAUCCCACAACAUCCUCAUAGAUAAGCUUAGGAAGUGUGGGAUAGAGAAGUGGUCAGAUGGAUUGAGAAUUGGUUGACUGGUAAAGCUCUGAUGGUUGUGAUCAGCAGCUUGGAUUACAGUCAGAGACCUGUAGCUAGCGGCAUUCCCCAGGGUUCGGUACCAGUUAAGAUCUUGUUCAACAUUUUCAUCAAUGACCUGAAUAAAGGAUAGAAUGCACCUUCAGCAGGUUCGGUGUUUAGGCAAAGCUGGGAGGACUAGCUGACACGCUGACAGGCUGUGCUGCCAUUCGAUGAGACCUGGUCAGGUUGGAGAGGUGGGUGGAGAACAACCUGAUGAGAUUCAACAAGGGCAGUUGAAGAGUCCUGCACCUGGGAAAGAAUAACAGCAUGCAUCAGCACAGGUGAGGACAGGCAUGUCCAACUCACAGCCUGCGGGCCACAUACAGCCCAGUGCAGCUCACAAUGUGUCCCGCUCCCUCCCUGCCCUGUGGCAUAAUGACAGUGGUUCUUCUGCAUGAAGCAGCUUGGCCCAGCCCCAGGCAGGCAACCAUCACUCAGCAACAACCAAAUUUGGGUGUGUUAUUAACUCUGGCUGAGCUGAAAGCAGGACGUGGGGCAUAGUGCAGUGCUAACUCAAGUUCUGACAAAUACAUCUAUGCAUUUUGAUGCGCUGGCUAAACACAGUGUGUGAACAGCAAAAAAUAUGCAGCUGUACCUUUUGAUAAAAGAAUUUGACAAUAGGUUUCAACAUUGCCAAAAACUUACCAUUUUUUUUUUAAUAUUUGUGACUCCAAUUUCAAUUGACAUAAAUAAAUGAUUUGCAAAUUUUCAAAUGGAAUGUAUAGAGUUGCAAUCAUAUUCAACUAAAAAUAUUGAUGAUGUCUCUGUGCUGGACUCUUAAGAGCCUGUUUUAGCAGAGAGAAAUAUCCUUCGCUUCACAAUCACACCUUACUCAUGUCACCACUUUUUGGCAAUACGUGCAUUUGUGAACAGCUGUUUUCAAGGAGUAAUCACAGAAAGAGAAAAAUUUCAUCAAAAAGCUCUGUUUAACAUGUUGAGAACUCACUGAGAAUGGCAUUCACUUCCAUUGAACCACACUGAUGCAUUAGUGUCACAAAGUCAAAGAUCCCACCCGUUCAAUGAUAAUUUCUUUUGCUCUCUCUAUUUAUGUUUUAAUAAAAAAUAUUAAAAAAAAAUCUUUAUUUACUUAUAUACAUUGACUAUAUUAUAUUUUUUAUGAGGGUUGAUUUGAAAGUAAUUCUCCUAUUUUAUGAUGUUGGCCCACGGUGUCAGAGGCAGAUGUUGGUGGUAUGGCAGUAGAGGUUGAGCCUUCCCACCAAUAUUCCGUUACAUUUUGUUAUCGUGUGACAGAUGGCAGCAGAGGGGUAGAAUGGUGUCUGACAUGGAACUGCUGAUGAGGCAGAGAUGUGUCCUUGAAUUCCUCCAUGUGGAAAAAAUGGCACCCACUGACAUUCACUGACACUUGCUGAAUGUUUGUGGAGACCCAUCAGUAGAGGUGAGCACAGUGAGGCAGUGGGUAAUGCCUUUCAGCAGUGGCAGCAGUGACAGUGGGUGCAAGUUUUUAUGAGCAUGGCAUGCAGGCUCCUGUUUAUCACUGAUGAAAAUGAGCUAAUGGUGUUGAAUAUGUUAAAAAAUAGUGUUUUGUAGCUGAGAAUUUUCUCUAUCAAACAGUGUUACAGUGCUCACUAUAUCUUUUGUAGUUUCCAUGGGAAUAAAUAGGAGGCAUUACUUUCAAAGCAGCCUAUGUAUAUGCUACCCAAUAAAAUUCUUCUUCACUCAGUGCAGCCCAGACAAGCCAAAAGGUUGGACACCUAUGGGCUAUGGGCUGAUGUACUGGAAGGGAGCUCUACAGAGAAGGAGCUGCGUGUCUUGGUGGACAACAGGUUGACUGUGAACCAGAGGUGUACUCUUUUGGCCAGGAAGGCCAAUGAUAUCCUGGAGUGAAUUAAAAAGAGUGGUUUUUAGCAGGUGGAGAGAGGAUAUCCUUCUCUUCUCUGCCCAGUGAGGCCACAUGUGGAGUACUGUGUCAAGUUUUGGGCUCCUCAGUUCAUGAAAGGCAGGGAACUUCUGGAGAAAGUCCAAUAUGGAGCCACAAAAAUGAUGAGGGUCCUGGAGCAUCUCCCUUAUGAGGAAAGGCUGAGAGACCUGGGACUGUUCAGCCUGGAUGAGAGAACACUGAAGGGGGAUCUUAUUAAUGCUUAUAAAUAUCUAAAGUAUAGGAGUCAAGUGGGUGAGGUCAGACUCUGUGAUGGUGCCAAGUGAGAGGACAAGGGGCACUGAGCACAAACUAGAAAACAGCAUUUAUAUCCGAACAUGAAGAAAAAUAACUUUUCUUUGAGGGUGACAGAUUAGCAGAACAGAGUGAUGGUGGAGUCUCCUUCUCUCAAGAUAUUCAAAAACUGCCUGGAUGCUUUCCUGUAUAAAUUUCUAUAGGGAACCUGCUUGGACUAGCUAAUUUCCAAAGGUCACUUUCAAUGCCUACAAUUUUGUGAUUCUGUGAUCCAGUACGAGCUUCUCACAUUUAUUUAGCUAUAGCAGGUUCAAUCCUUAUUGUUGCUGAACAGUUGCAAUACUCAAGGAAAUCAACUUCAGCUGCAGGUGCUCACAGCAUCUCUGGAGUACAACUAAAAAGAGAAAAUGAGGCCUUCCACAUAUGAGAUUCUUUGGUGUAUAGAGAGUACUGAGGAAAAUAACAAGCUGGUAGAUUCUUUACCCAAGAGAGAAAUCAAAAGAAAUAAAAAUCUUUUCUUAACCUCUAACAUCUGGAAGGAAAUAUGAAUAGUAUCCAAUAUAAAGAAGGAACUUAAGGUAAAUAAUGUCUAAAAAAAAAGAUGAACAAAAAUAUAAAAAAAUAAGCUUAUUAUAUUGCCUUUGCUAAUUAUGAUGUCUAAUUAUUAGUAUAGAGAUUUGCCAUCCCAACCUUGUGUGCUGUUGGAAAAAUUUACUUGGGUUCUAAUUGCCUUUAUUGUGUUAUAAAUUGUUUUUCCUGCUUUUUCAGACCACAUACCAAAAACCGGGCAUAUAUGGUGUCCAAACAAAGUUAUCACAGUUAUUGACUGAAUGCAAAUUUUUAAGAGUACCCUGUAUUUGCAAGAAAAAUAGUCUCAUCAGUAAGCUCUGCCUGGUUUAAUUUGAACACGCUCCAUAUUACAUAGGGUAUAUAGGCUAUUGCUAAUUUUGUGUGAUGUUUUUAUGUGCAUAAAGCUAUCUGAAUUCAAAGUUAAAUUCUUAUAACUAUUUUAAGAGGACAUUUGGAAUAGUUUAGAAUUACAAGCACGUCUCUAGCCCAAACACUUUUCCACUGUUUCAGAAAGGUCUGAAAAAAAAAUUUCAUGCCCCCACAGCAACUUUUCAGGCUUUUUCAGUACUUUUCACACUUUGUAGUCUAUACAGGCAAUGACAGAAGCAAUGUGCUUCUUAGAAUAAUAACUAUCAAGAGGUUUAUAUAAAGAGUUUGCAUUCAACCAAAUCAGUUGCUGUCUGCUUUCAAAGCUGUUUCAAAGCUUGAGAUGCAUGAGGUGUUGUUUACAUAAUGGAAAAAUCCCCAAAAGUAAUCAAAUUGAAUAAAAUGAAUUUUCUUUGUGGUUAUUGCCAGCAGUUCUCCCAUAAUGUAAACAAUAUCUUAAAUAUAAUGAAGUCUUUUGAUAGAAAGGAAUUUCUAUUUUCUUUCACUAUGAAAGUGAGCUAUGCAUCUUGAGGAUACUCUCUGAGGAACUGUGGAUAUACCUGCUUUCCCUGAGGUGUUUGCCCAAUUCUGUUUGUGGCACGUCUGUGCAUUCUGCAGCAAAAUUGGUGUGAUUUAUUUAUAGUUCCUAGGGCUGAAAGCUUGGAGAGACAAGAGGAUAUGCAGGGUGUGUGUGCAGCCUUAAUAUCCAAGGGUAGGUUGUAGUCCUAAGAUCUCUAAGCCUGCUUUCUUUGCCAAUAAACUUUAAUCCUGAAGUCUCGAAUCAUGCAUUUGAACAUCACCUCACAAAACAUCCUGCACUGAUCUAGUUUCUGGACUUCAGUUUCAAGUCUUUUUCUGAUUUUUUAUUAUUAUUAUUACGAAUGUUCUCCAUUUAUAGUAUUCAUUAAUUUACCAUUAAAACAACAGCCAUUCAUUAGGUGUAAUAAUUAUUCUUCAGGUUUAAUAAUGCUUUUGCUAUUUCAUGAUAGAGUUAAAAUCUUGAGACUCAAAAUCUGUAUGUCCUAUGAUGACUUAAAUUCUUCGCACGAUAAGCAUGUUAAAGACAUCUGGCUUGGCGACAGCUAUCUGUCCUUUUGGUGACUGGAAUAUUCUUACCUGUCAUUACUUACUGGAACAGAAAUGCUUUGUUUCCUAAAAACCUUUCAUAACUGUGUCAUUGUAUUGCCAGUGAUCAAUGACACAAAGCGCCGGUGGUAAAAAAAAAAAAAAGAACCAGCACCAAGAAAGUCUUCCCCACUUAGGUGUGAAAUAGUAACUGAGAAUGGGGCCUCAGACAUCUCUUUUCUCUAGGAAGCAUCUGAAUGCUCAGUCUUUGUCAGCAUUUUAAAUCCUUUUUCUCACAUGCCUGUUCAUUUUUACUGAUAAUAUGUCCUCCUUAUAAUUGAUUUAUAUCCUGAUGCUCUGGAAGAGGUCUACUCCAUGCUAGACAAUGAAACAUGACAAAUUUUGAGUGUCUGUAAUCAAAUUGGGACAGAAAUGAAGUUGUUCAGACAAGUUAGUUGGCCACCUAGCACUUAGAACUGUGAUUUUAACUUCCUUCAUUUUUGAGAUCUGCUCAAAUUUUGCAGUUUUCAAGGUUCUCGUGCUUGCUGCCAAAUGGGAAUGUGGCCUAAUUCUUUGGGAUCCACCUGCUGGUCUUUCACUAUGUUCAUCUGAAACAACCAACUCAAUCUGGUGGCUCUAAACUUUGUAUUUCCAAGCAGCUGCUGAGUAAGCCUUAGUUAGGUUCUUUGAAUUUGCUUCUCUGUGGUUGUUAUCAUUGUUAAUGUUAUAUUUCAGAGUACCUUAAGAUAAAGAGUAAAAUCCUUCAGGAUGCUUCAAGAAAGUUGCACAGUUGCACUGUGAGGCAUCUUGUUCUUUUCUCCAUUAAAGACUUGAAAUUAAUUCCUGAAGAUCAUGCAGAUUAAUAAUUAUCAGACAAACUAAGAGCCAUAGAAUAUUAAAAAUACUAUGCACAAUAUCAUCUCUUCAGAAGUCAUUUUAGAUUCAAGAGCUCUUGAGGCAUCUUCUACACAGAAAUUCCAGUGUACAGCCUCAUUAUGCUGAAACCUGCAAGAACACACACGGACAUAGUGAAGAUUUGCCAUCAACCAUGUUAAAACAUUGUACACGAACCUUCCCAGUCUUCACCUAUAUCCUCCCCAAGGCUGUCUGCAGUAUUUGUAUCAACCUGUAGAGGAAUAAACAGACAAUUGUCUCACCAUCCUAGUGACGCUGUUCACAAUGACACUCUAAUCUUGUGUGUUAAAAGGCAACAUACACAUAGAAUAGGUAUCUAACAUCAAAAGGUUUUUCAGAUGUAUAAAUAUUAUUGACAUCAAUUUCACAGGCUUCUUCAGUCAGUUUGGUCUGUUGCUGCUACUUCAGUCAAUACUGACUAUCAAUAUUUGUACAAAAUUUUUGUCUUGUGGUUUAUAUCUAUAGAUGGGCCUUUUUCACAAUACAGUUUUGUCACUCAUCAAAGCAGUAGAUGACUAAAAAUAACUGUGGAUUCAGAGGAAAUCAGAAAAUGGUUUCUGGAUUACUGAUUAAAUUUAGAAGCAAUUGAAAUUGUACUGCAUUAGUUUGUUGGGUGGGAAAGAACAGCAUGUGCACAGAUUACAUCAUAAGGCAUAUAGUUGGCCAGAAUUUGCUAAACUUGUGAACACAAGACACACGGGCAAGAUAAUAUGGACAAAAUAUCUGAGAUUUGCAGCUACUGUAAAAUAUAUCAUGAUUCUUUACAAAUUGUAGGAAGAAAUGUAAUUGUCUGAUCCAAUGGAAAUACAAGAAAUAAUGAGUUUUCAGUAAUUAACAGAGGGUUGUUGAAACUUACCUAAUCUAGGAACUUCAAAAGUAAAAAAUCCUUUCAGGGCAACAACAUGAUACUGUUCAUUCCAUAAAAUCAAGCUAUUUCCUACAUAAUGCUUUUUUUAUCUAUAAUAUAAUCUAUUCUCCAGUUCUGAUCUAUGCUUCCUUUUUUUUUUUUUUUUCUUUUUUUUUUUUAAUCUAAAGUUUACCACUGAAUUAUCUCUUUCAGCCUUUUACAGUUAUACUUGAAGUGGCUCCAUUUUCUUUUCUAUAUAGCACAUGCUAACACCAUACUGUUGUUCACAAAACUGCACAAACAUUUAAGUUUUUAUUACAAAAUUCUCAGUUUUAUGUGAGGCUUUGCACAGACCAAUGCAGAUUUUUUCAUGUAGAUAAAGAUGUUUUCAAGGCAGCUUUCAUUGUGUUUCACAUGGAGUUUAUCAAGAAAAUCAAGAUGCAGUAAAUCCACUCAGCCAACAAAUCAGAUUGUUAGACUGAAGCUCAGAUUGCCUUAACACGCAAGCUGUCAACUCUUUCACAAAGCACUGAUGAAAAUAGCAAAGUUGUCUGCUUACUGAAUAACUUGAUAGUGCCUGGCAUCGAGUGAGAAAAUUCUAAGUUAGAAAAAAUAGCCAUCACCUCUCCUGAUUACAUGAACCUUCAGUUACAAUAACUACAACAUACAGUUAUAAAUCUACAUUGUUUAUUACGCUUUCUAUUAUUAGAGUCAUGAAUAAAGACUGGCAGCAGAAGCAGCCAUGCUGUUUCUCAACUGUAAAUCCUAAAUACACUUGUUAGUCUUAGAAAUGCUGAAGUCAUCAAAAAGACACUUGGAUGUUAUAAAGUGUAGAAUGAACUGCACGCUACUUGAAUAAAUGUGCCAGUUGCUAACCUUUUUGUACUCUGUGGCGUGAUUAUCAAUCCAAAGAACACAGUUCUCAAAAUACUCAACGGACAGCAACAAGAUCUUGAAUGAUUAUUUAUUGGCACAUGCAUUAAUAGUCAGCAAAAGAGAUAAGAAUGAUUACACCAAAAUUAAUGCUAUGUUGCUUAUGAUUAAAAAAAAAAAAGAAUUAAAUAGAAACUAAAAUGUAAAAGCUUACUUCACUGGAAAUUUUAGCUUUAAUUUGAGAAUAUGAAGAGCAGCACUGAGUCAUGUAAUGAUUGCAUACCAUCAGAUCAUCUCUAGAUGGAUUCUUGAUUCUGAGUAAAAAUUUUAUAGCCAGCAAACAUUUAAAAAAAAAGUGUUAAUUUGUUUUUCACACUGAAAUCUGGAUCAUCAUUGAAAUCUUCCUGGUGUAUAGCAAGAGAAAAUUCAAACAGCUUUUUGUGUAUCUUUUAUUACUAGUAAUAUCUAUUUUUACUUUAAAACCCUCAGGAUUUUCUUUUCUCUAUGCACUGGUCUGUUAACAACAAGAGCACUGAUUACAGCAAUAAGGAGUUAAAUGACAUUCUUUGUUCCUAAGAUCAACUCAAGAGAAAUGCAAGUGUGAGCCUGUACAAUUACUGACGCCAGUGCUGAAAUUCCCAUUCCCUCUAUUAUAACUGCCUUUAUCAAUAAGGAGAGUAAGGUUUAACCCUAAUUUUUCAAAAAGCAACAUUUGCUACAGUAAUUUAGCAGAAUAUCUCAAGAGCAAGUUUUCGUUAUAAACUUAGAUUUCCUUUCGUUUGUGCAAAAGUAGGACUGUGUAAAACAAAGAACUGCAUUUAUAUAAAUGGUGCAUUUCCUCAUUUAGUACCUCUAUCAGCACUUUGCAGACAGUGCAUCCCUUAUUCAUGAGCUACAUGUUAAAGAAAGUAAUGUUAAUUAAUAAUCCUUUGUGUACCGCCCGUUAAUUCAAGACAGAACCUAUUACUGUAGAUUGAGAUACAUAAUUUUUGAUAGAUUUUUAAAAUUCCAUGUGAGAUGUAUUGCUCACAAUGGAAUGGAAAAUAUUUUCUGUGGAAAAUAUUUUUAGAAUGUGAUUUCAUUGAAAAUAUUUUCCAUCAGGACUUGAAAAUUACAUACCUGGACAUAGCUUCUCAGUGAAUAAUGAAAAUAAUUUUUCAAGAUGUCAGUGGGAAAAAUUUUCAAGAACUUUCCUUGUUAUUGUGAUUUAACAUUUAGCUUUAAGACAAUGUAAGUUAAUUAAGAAUAAAAUGUACCACAGUUACUCAUUCAUGUAUUAUUGAAAUGUUGCAGUUUCUUAUGUUGCUAAUUUAUUUUUCCUUGGCAAACUGUACCUAAGUUUCCAAAAAGGCAAAUCUAGGAACAUGCAUUUUUUUUACACAUUAACAUUCUACAGUUUUAUUGAAUGAAAUCAAAGUAUUGUGUUUUGCUAUGUAGUGUUUCUUCCUUAAAACAGCUGCCAAAGCAUAUCUGAACACAUGCAAAAAGAGAUUGUGGUUCACAGUAGGCAUGUUUCUUUACCGGAUUGUCACAGGAAAAUGUCAGUUUUAUUCAUUGCUUUGUGGUCAGCUAAGAUUUGAAACCAACUUUAAGUUCUGAUUCUCCAGCUCAAGUAAGGAAUGUCUGAUCUACCUUACCCUAUACAAGACUGGAUGUCAAAGAGCACAUAAGGCCAUUUGUGUGUUGAUAACUCAGAGUAAUUCUCUGUUUUCCAGCAUAGCUGGAAUAAGGAAAAGCUUUAGUACUACUACCACUGGUUGCUCUUCAAACUCUGUGAGCAUGGCUCCUAUGGAGCUGUCUCGGUGUCUGGGACACACUGCCACCAGACAGACUGAUGGAAGUCACUCUGAUUUGUGCCUGACAUGUCUAUUCAUCCCAGUGAGUUUCCAUUCCAGUGCAGUGGUCAGUCAUUUGGGAACUGCUCUCAUCUGCCAUGCUGAACUUCUCCAAGCUGUUCUCCUCAACUUGUGUUGAGCUUGGUUUGUAUCUUGUGGAUCUCAAAUACAGAAAAGUUUUGGCCCUGUUUUUUACGAUCCCUAAAGUUGAGCAACUUACAUGCUCACUUUCUAUUUUUCCACUCAGGUAAUGUUGUCCAGUUGGCAACAGUAUAGUUAAACAUCACAGCCAGAAUCACAAAUAAACUGUAAUCACAGUAUGUGGUGAUCUCUAUCAAAUCCUUUCUUAUUCAAAUACAAAAUUUUCUAGGUCUUAGUAUCAGAUCUCUUUUCCAUCAUUAAAGCUAAAACUACACCCAUCCCUAAAACUAUAUCAGAAAAUUUAAGUUCUGUUCUUGGAACAAGUAGUUGAGUUUCAAACUGAGUACAUGUGCUUUGGUGUAUCCACUGGAAAGUAUGAGUCUAAAAAUCUUUACCUCAGUUUUUUCUUUGGAGAUCAUCAUUUCUUUAUUAGAACUAGUUCUCUUAUUUUCUUCAUAUUUCUUCUGUUUUCUAUUUUCAAGUGGUCUGGGGAAGGAUAUGAGCACUACUUUAUGUUGGCAGUGGCAGACAGAACUCAAUAUGCAAAGUACAAUGACGUUUUGUGAGAGGAAGUGAUUUGGAAAGUCACAGUAUUAUAGUUUAAUCGUGUAUUAUCACAACUGAAGUACGUGAAGUACGGACCUAUUCUAAGAACUAAAUUAAAAUACUGUCUAAAAUCUGAUAUGUUUUCACUGCAGAGAAUGGAAGAUUUUUGGUUUUCUCCAAUUGUAUUUUUAUUUCCCUAGAAAAUUGUUACAGAACUUGCUGUCAUCUCUCAGAGGUGACACUGUGCUUCGCAAUACAGCAGGGAAUAUGGGUGUCUUUAUUAUUGAACUAGCAUGCAAGUUGAGAGGCCGGAUUCACAGACUUGUCAUUGAACAUUGUGGUACAUAUUGUUGUUCCCAGGUUGUCCAUAGGACAUUACUGAAUAGAUCUGGAAAAUAAAUAAGUAACCCCAAACUGUGUUCAGAAAA
Messenger RNA from Tympanuchus pallidicinctus (lesser prairie-chicken), 13689 nucleotides. It is a transcript of the gene METTL25, whose product is annotated as methyltransferase like 25. The transcript has 12 exons. NCBI's taxonomy places the organism in Eukaryota, Metazoa, Chordata, Aves, Galliformes, Phasianidae. The record is from RefSeq and is a predicted model, not a curated record. The coding region runs from base 16 to 1818 and encodes 600 amino acids.